Sphenostylis stenocarpa is the source of this 678-nucleotide messenger RNA. The record is from the annotation of a GenBank genome assembly. Lineage: Eukaryota; Viridiplantae; Streptophyta; Magnoliopsida; Fabales; Fabaceae.
AUGGCUAAGAGAAGGAAAAGGAUCAAAAUCCCAGCUCCAGUUACAAUUACUAUUAUAAUUGGCGUGCUCAAUGAAUGGCUUCCACUGUCUCCAGGUGAGCUCGAAGGUGCUGACUUGGGUGGAGACAACCGUUUAUGUGAAGGUGCAGGAGGAGAAAACACCAGCCCCGAACCGGGGGGCGGCGGUGACUGGGGAACGUCUGAUUCGUUAUCAGAAGGUGUUGUUGGUGGCGGCGGGGGCGGGGGCGGAGGAAGAGAUGGGGAGGAAUCAGAUGACGGGGGCGGAGAGUUCUUGUCGCUUGACGAGGGAGGUGGUGGUGACGAGGUAGGAGGCGGUGAAUCGUCCUUUGGCGGUGGUGGCGGAGAUGAAUUGUCCUGGGAUGGUGGUGGAGGAGAUGAAUUGUCCUGUGAAGGAGGUGGUGGUGAAUUGUUCUGUGAAGGUGGCGGUGGUGGUGGUGGUGAAUUGUUCUGUGAAGGUGGUGGUGGUGGUGAUGAAUUGUUCUGUGAAGGUGGUGGUGAUGAAUUGUCCUGUGAUGGUGGUGGUGGAGGAGAUUGGGAGGAAGAUGAAUCGGGCGGAGAUGGCAUCGGGGAAUCGGAAUUGGAAUCAUCGUCAGAAGCCAUGUGGAAGGAUGUCUUAUUCUCCAACAAAAGAGAAGGUCAAAGAGACGGAGAAGCCUGA